AUGGCGCCCACGCCCUCCUUCCUCUUCGGCGCCGCCCCGGAGGACACGCCGGCGGCUGACAUGUCGGCCCAUGCCAUGGUGCCAGACCUCUCCGACGCGGUGGCGCGGGCGAGGCUGCGCCGGCAGGCGGCGUCCGGGCCGGGGAGGCAGCAGGCGGCCUCCCGCGGCGGGGCGCUGCCCAGGAAGACCCCGCAGCGCGGCCUCGGCGUGGCGGAGCUCGAGCGCCUGCGCUGCGGCGGCGUCGACCCGCUGCGCGACCUCAACGCCGCGGCCGCGGCCGCCAUGCUGGAGGCCGCCGCCGCCAACCUGCAGGCGCAGGGCAACUCCGUCGUCCUGCAGCACCACCACGACUACCUGCCCGCCUUCGACGCCGCCACCGGCUCGCGCUACUACUCGCCGCUCCUGGUCCAGCCGCCGCCCGCCCCUCCGGCGCCGCAGCCGCAGCCGCAGGCUCCCGUCCGCUACGUCCAGGGCAUGGCGCCCGAGCAGCAGUACUUCAUGGACCGCUGGGACCGCAUGGGGGGCUUCGUCCCGGCGGGCAGUGGCCACCAGCCGCAGCUCCAGGUGCCGGCGCCAGAGUGCCCUUCAAGCCAAAGCACCAUCUGGCGUCCGGCGUGCUCCUCCGCCUCCUGCGGCUGCCUCCACGCGGGCCAACGCUGCGACCUCUGCUCCAAGAUGAUGGUGGCCAUGGCAGAUAGAGGAACAAGGAGCCCUGCCACCGCCACCGCCAACGCGCCAUACUACUCCAUCUACGAUCUCGCCGCCACCAUGGCCAUGACCGCCGCUUGCAAGGAGACGACCGGACAAGGGUUCUUGGCACCGGAGGGGAGGAAGGAGGUGCGGGAGAUCGAGUUCUUCCCGACGAGGGUCACCAGCCACGGCGGUCCAGACGAGUCAGAGCUGCGUAGGACGCCGCCUUCCUCCUCCUGGCCGUCCGGCGGCGUCGGUGGCUCCCUGGACCUGUCCCUGAGGCUCUAG
Triticum turgidum subsp. durum (durum wheat) is the source of this 978-nucleotide messenger RNA. The record is from the annotation of a GenBank genome assembly. Lineage: Eukaryota; Viridiplantae; Streptophyta; Magnoliopsida; Poales; Poaceae.